Phaeodactylum tricornutum CCAP 1055/1 is the source of this 746-nucleotide messenger RNA. RefSeq lists its product with no specific name. Lineage: Eukaryota; Bacillariophyta; Bacillariophyceae; Surirellales; Neidiaceae. The coding region runs from base 106 to 510 and encodes 134 amino acids. The transcript has 2 exons. The record is from RefSeq and is a predicted model, not a curated record.
AACGAAAGGCGUCACUGUCUCCUCCACUUACUCAUUGUCUUUCGCCAUUUCAGGUUUCUCGAAGGGAAAAUUAAACUGGCCUGUAAACUGUGAUUAUUAAAGGCCAUGUGGAAUCUCGUUUUAUUACUCUCCUUGGUACCGACUCCUCAUGCGUGGGUACCAACCCGCUCAAACACGCGUCGGAUCGCGUUGUCGACAAAGAUCAUGGCCCUACCGAUGGACGAUCUCGCUAAAACCGGCGACGAGCAGAACCCAUGCUGGGAAGAUCUUUAUGAUGACGACUGUGUAAUGAGCAACGCCGCAGCCGCCAAUUUUGUUGCGAGUAAAUGGAUCAAAGGAUUGCCUUGUGGGCAGGGACUUGAGGACUGCGAUAUGCCUGAAGAUCUAACGUUACCCGAGACAAGACCUGAAGCUGGCGUUGACCAUGUUGAUGUCAUGGAGUUUCUUGGUCUACAUAGGGCAGAAGGGAUCAACAAUGAUAAAAAUAGAGGCUCUUUUUUGCAGCCGUGAAUAAGAUGAGAAUUGGAUCCAGUUGAGCCUUGUAGUAAAGACAAUCAUUGCAUCAACAAAACCGCUUCUAUUGAUUGUAUUGUGGACAUUGGCUGCAAUGUGACCGUACUCCACUUGCUCACGGAAUACAUUCUCUGAGAUGAGCCAUAUCUUUUGCUGACUUUAUAAAGAGAGAUUUCUGUGUGUAAUUAGAAAACCCCUACGGCAAGCAUCCAGAUGGGGUUGUUAUGAGUUUU